AUGGACUUCGGCGACGCCCUCGCCGCUGGUUCUUCAGGCCGUUCCGAGGACAGCUCUACCAGCACCCGCGAGCUUCACAGUCAGCACAUUUACGAACUCCAAUUGGAGGUCAACGCCCUCCGUGCUGAAAUCCAGACUCUCAGGUCCGCAUUGCAGGCUUUGGAAGAGUCCCUUGCUCGUGCCUGGGUGAACCAGACCGGCCACCACCAACGUCUCUCGUGGCUCGAAGGGAUUAUUCAGAGCUUGAGGACUGCCUGUCGGGUGUUUCUUGAGCCUGGCCCUAACUCAGACGCUUUGCUUGGGCCAUCCGAAUUUCAUGCGGCCUUGGUCGCUGCCGAGAGGCCGCUUGUUCUGGAUGCUCAGUCUCUUCUCAUCAAGGACUUGUCUUGGCACAUAAAGGUGGGCGAGGCGUCUCGAAAGACUCCUCUUCUCCCUUGGGAGACGGGUCCCCUUUCUUGGAUCUUUGGUAGGCCACUCAAGAGGCCGCGUCUGGAGCUACCUCGGGACCUGUCUCCCGAUUCAGGAUCUGCUGUUGAUGCGGGGGUGCCUCUGGUGCAUCCACAGCCGGUGCCCAACUUUGCAAGGGAGCGUCUUAGGAUUGCAGCUCUCCUGGCUACAGACGACAGUUCUCGCUGGGAAGCUCUGAGGAAGUUCAGGACGCUGGUUUUGCUUGACCCGGCGCUGUCUCAGGUGGGGCAGUCACUUGCGGCUGAGGCUUUGAUUCUGCGAGACGGCGAUCAGAUGAGGCGAACUUUCUUGGAUGUCUUCCAUGGCAAGAGUACAGCUACCUUAGUGAAGAGAGCCUCGUCGCUUUGGAGGUUUGCCAACUUUUGUUUUGACAAUGGUCUGGGAAAUCCGCUCGGGGCUGGCGAGAAGGUUCUGUACCGAUACAUGUCGCACCUCGAGGAACAUGGCAAGCCGACAUCCGCCUCGGCUUUCCUUCAGGCCUGGAACUUCGCUGUCCACACUUUGAAGCUCUGUAGCCCGGACGCUUUGGGGGCCUUGUCUGCUAGAGUGAAGGGUGCUGCGCAGCGCAUGUACUCCUUGAAGAGGAAGCUUGUUCAGGCAGUACCUUUGACAGUGAAGCAGGUGAAAGGCCUGGAGUACGUGGUCCUGAAGUCCCCGUACCCCCAUUGGCGAAUCAUUGCGGGUCACCUCUUGAUGUGCAUAGGGUCUAGCUGCCGAUUCGCCGAUUCCUUGCAGCUGACCAGCCUCAAGGUCAGCACUGCUCAGGGUGUUACCCUGGUUGAGGCAGAGAGCUCGAAGUGGAAGACGGCUUCGAGGAAGGACCAGCUCCUUCCUUUGGCCUCCUUGGGAAAGUUCUUCGCUGAGGAGUCGUGGGGAGAAGUUUGGGCUAAGGAGCGCGAGGCUGCUGGUCUUGGCCUCGGCCCGGCGCUCCCGGCUUUCUCCGAGGUGACUGGUGAGUGGCUUAACCGUCCUAUGUCCACGGGGGAGGCCACUUGUUAUCUUAGGGAGUUCAUGACCGCGGCUUCCCAGAUGACUGCUGGUUUAGGGUGUCAUUCUCUGAAGUGCACUGUCUUGUCUUGGGCUGCAAAAUCCACGGAUGUCCCUCUCGCUGAUCGACGUUUGCUGGGGCAUCACAUAGAUCCGGGAGUGGUGUCGCCGCUUACUUAUGCGAGGGACGAGCAGACCCGACUCAUGAAGGUAGUUCAUCUUGUGGUGGAAAAGAUCAGGAAAGGAGCCUUCAAGCCGGAUGCCUCGAAGGUCUGGCGCCUCGCGAAGCUGAUUGAGUCUGGUGGCACGGAGCUGCUUAUUGAACAGACUGUGCAAGGCGAUCCCUCUAUGGAGGAGUCCGAUGACGAGGAAGGCGACUUCGGCGACGGGGACAUGGCCGCUGGAGGAGCGUGCGCCUCGAUGGAGCGAUUGAGUGCAGCUGAGCUGGACAUUGCUAAAGAUAGUCGGAUGCAUGUCUACUCGAGGGUGGUGCACAUCCUGAAAGGAUCCAAGUUCCUAUGUGGGAGGAACCUCUCUCCAAACUAUGAGGCCAUCGAUCCGGAUGUUCCCCUCCGAGACUUGCCGGUAUGCGCUCAGUGCUCGCAGAAGUACCAGCAGCGCGAGUGGGGCAGGCAGUCCUACGGGCGUUGUGCCGAGCUCUUGGUGGUUCUGCCGUCCUUGAAGGACGGGACAGUAGCAGCCAUGAAUUCGACAAUUGACAGCGAAGCCACGUUCGCUGCCCGGGCCACCGAGCUCGGCAUGGAGCGCGCUCUCUUGGAUUUGCUUGUGAACAACAACGUGAAGACGAUGGGCGCGCUAGCCUUUGUGAGCCCCUAUCAAAUCGGUCAAGCAGACGAGAAACCUCUUCUUGAAGCCCUCAAAGCCCUGAUAGGGCGCGACUUGACCGCGAAGGAGCUGAUCCCAGUCAGGCGAUUGUGGUUCGAAGCCUCGACCACAGUGAUGGGGGAGUUGAAGCAGAAAGUAGAAAGAAAUGACUCUGCUGAACCAGUUCGUCUAGCCAUAGCGGAAAGAACAACACGUCUGGAUGAGCAGAAAAAGCGCCUUGUGGGCGUGUGCAUCAACAGUGAGUCUGAACCUUCUCACCGCCUUGUGGAUGUUGUCUUCCAGCAGGGCGCGGAUCAGCAGCUGACGUGGUUGCCUUGGGAGAAGUUGACAAGUCGGGCUCAUGAGUUGACGCAUUCUCGCUCCGACAACGCCAUCCUGUUUGAUGCUCAGGGCAACAUGAGGCUGACUAAGAAGAUGCAGGAGAGCCAGUGUACUCUGACAGGUGAGCUCCAAGCUCGACAAGCGCUUCAGAGGCGCGCGUUGGCGUAUGACCUCGCCCGCUUGUGUGACUAUGCUGUCAUGGAAACCUACCAUGAGGAGUUGUUCCAGCUCCUCACUCGGCCUCCACCUCCCAAUGCCCUCUACGUCUCAAUGGGCCAAAUCCGAGAAGCUGAUAAGCACUUAUUCAUCAGGAUCGCAGAGCAAACCCGGGGCUCUCUCACUGCUCGCCCGGAUGGUGCUAAGCCCUUGCAACAGCAGCUCGAGCUUCUCAAGAACCAUCCUCAGGUGCAGUUCUUCUUGAUGCCACCGCAGAAGCCUCUCCGCUACUCUCCUUAUGAUGGCAAAGGGGAGGGCAAGAAGGGAGCUGGAGGCAAGGGAAAAGGGAAAGCAUCGACCGGUGCUCCCGCAGGAGGGGCUGCGCAAGUGGACCUCCCAUCUGGAUGCAGUGCCAAACACAAUGGCAAGCCAAUAUGCUUUGCGUACAACAGGGCGGGCUGUAAGUUUGCCAAGGAUGGCAAGCGGUUGCGCCUCGCCCUGGAUCGACUUCUUCAACGAAGGUGUUUCAAGCUGGGGCCUACAUUUUCGGUGUGCUGGCCGGUCUACGCCGGUCUUGAGUUUGUUUUCAGUAACAUUGCUGUCUUUGCGAACUUACGGACUGAGAUGCACCUAGAUCCUAAUAAUCUGGAGGGCACUUUGAACUUUGCCAUUGCCCUGUCUUCCUUCGAAAGCGGACAGAUUCGACUUGAAGGCGGGCCGCAGGGUUCUGAGGCCCUUUUGGAUGUCAAGCCAGGCGUCUUCUUUGAUGCCCGGACUCGACGCCACGGGACCUGUGACUGGACAGGUCAGCGGGUCGUUCUUGUGGCAUUCAGCCUCAGGGGCUCCGAUCGCCUUUCUGCAAAGGUGUUCGCUGGCUGUGCUCGCUUGUCAGCUACGUUCGCCCGGGUUGGUUUCAAGGUCAUGCCCUUUGAUGGCCCUCGGAACCCGCAUCAGCCUGAGCAUCCUGUGUGCACGCUUGACCUGACAUUGCCGAUUUGCCAACAGAUCUUCUUGAGCCGCCUCGAGAAUUCCAGUGUCUUCUUGAUUCACUUUGGGUUGCCUUGUGGCACAGGAUCGCGUGCCCGCGAGGCGCCACUUCCCCAACAUCUGCGAGCCCGUGGUGCUCCUCAGCCUCGCCCGCUACGAGACCAUGUGCACGUCUUGGGCCUCCCUUCCUUGAGUCCUCAGGAGUCUGCUAGAGUGGAGGCCGCCAACCGACUGGCCGAGUUCGUGGUGCAAGUGCUUGUGCGAGCACAUGAUCAAGGCUGGCGCAUUGUCAUUGAGAACCCCAUUCGUUCUUGGAUGUGGAGUGUUCUAGCCCACUUUGUGCGCGCGCUUGACAAGCCUCGCUUUCGGUCAUGGUACUCCGAGCUGUUCACUUUUGAUUUUGAUCAAUGCUGCUGGGGCGGUCGCCGUCGCAAAACUUCCAGGUUCUUGACCAAUGUGCCCGAGCUUCGCUCCUUGGUGGCUUCUUGUCAAAAUGAUCACCCUCACGAGCCGUACCGCAUCUUCAGAGGUGCGGCCUCUUCUUGGAAAUUCGACACGGCUUCCGAGGCCGAGUAUCCUUUGCCUUUGUGCGAACAGUACGUUCGCCUCCUGUGCCCGCUGGUCAAUGCCCAGCCGCCAAACCUGCCUAGGCCUUUGGUUCGUCAGGUUCAUCGGAAGCCUCCUCUCGUGCCUGAGUACAAAUCCUUCACAAAUGUCCGCCCUGAAAGUGGUGAGUUUCGCGAGCUCGCGUCAGAUCGGGGUGUUGGCGGGAGCGGCUCAACUCAGGGCUCCACGUUUGGAGUCUUUCACUCUAAGGGUGAGUUCCUUGAGAAGGCGCUGGAAGUUGAGCACCCCUUUGAUUCCGCCUUUGCCAUUGACGAUCAGACCAAAAGGAACGUCUUCGAGUUGCUCACCAUGGGUCUCCUGGGCCCUGCUCGCAGGCGGAUGGACACUCAGAAAAAGCUUUCAGCGUUGAAGCGUGAGCUUGCCGUCGAGGAGAAGCGUUUUCACGCCUCCCUUCCGGAGCACGCCCAAAAGGUGCUCAAGGGGAAGAACAUCUUGUUGUGGAAGAAGCUCCUUGAGGAGACCGGGUUCCCAGACAUCACGGUCGCUGAGCUCAUGGAGGGCGUCCCACUGGUCGGUAGGCCUAGUAAGUCUUCCUUGUAUGGGUGGAAGGAGCAGCCGGCGACCACAACGUUGGAUGAUCUUCUUGUUUCCUCCGUGUGGAGGAACCCUGCGCUGGCGGCGAAGGGCAGAGUUGGGGACGACCCCGUCCUAGCCGAGAAAAUCUGGCAGGCUACACUUUCGGAGGUGGAGAGGGGCUUCAUCUCGGGGCCCUACGAUUCGGAAGAGGACGUUAAGAAGGCCCUUGGAGUUUCUCACAUCUGCUGCAGCCGGCGCUUUGGGGUGAAGCAAGGUGCAGGCGAUGCUUUGAAGUAUCGCCCCAUCGACGACUUCAAGGAGAGUGCCAUAAAUUCUGCCUACCACGCGGUGGAUCGCUUGCAGCUGCAUGACGUCGACUACUUUGUUUCCUUGAUAAGGUUUCUGGCGAACUCCGUGGACGACUCGGGUGCAGUCAAUGUCGAGCUGUCCGACGGGACAGUGCUGAGUGGGGCUGUGCACAGUGACUUUCGAUCGGGGCGGCGCUGGCUUGGACGGUGUCUCGAUCUGGAAAAGGCGUAUAAGCAGGUUCCCAUAUUGGCCGCUCACUUGCCCCUAGCCGUCAUAAUGGUAUGGGACCCGAACACCAGCCGCAACAGAUAUUUUACCACUUGGAGCAUGCCGUUCGGCGCAUGCGCGGCCGUGUUUGGAUUUAAUCGCAUAUCCAGGUCGCUCUUACAUCUGGCCUCGCACCUUUGCGCCGUCAUAGGAGGCGUGUAUUUUGAUGAUUAUCCUAUGAUCGAGCCUGCUGAGUCUUCUAGGAUGUGCAGCCUCUCGGUGGAAACCCUGCUUGACUCCUUGGGAUGGUCUUAUGCCGUCGGUGACGACAAGGGUCAGCCUUUUGAGGAAACCUUCAACCUCCUUGGCAUGCGGCUGGGCGUUUCUAGAAUCAUGGAUGACAUCCUCGAGCUCGAGAACAAGCCCAGCCGGGUCCAGAAGCUCGUUGAGGCAGCCAGGAGAAUGGCUGCGAGUGGGGUUGUGAGCAAGAGUGACUCUGCAUCCCUUCAUGGCCAACUGAACUUCAUGGUGGGCUUCGCUUCCGGCCGUUCCUUGAAAUUUGCUGCGCGAGCCUUGUCAAACCUUUAUCACUUUCCACGGGAUCAGCCUGACGAGGAGGUGAAGUCCUUGGGCCGCUACCUUGAGUCUGCGCUUUUGAGCUUGGAGCCCAAGGUCAUCAGGCUGAGGUCAGGCGGGAGGCCGGUGUCAGUCUUCAGCGACGCCUCUUACGAAGAUGGCGUGGCGGCAUGGGGCAUUGUCUUGGCAGACCCUGUCUCUGGUGAGAGGCUGGUAGCUGGCGGGAUUGUAGAUGAUCACCUUGUGCAGUUUUGGCUUGAUGAAGGAGUUGAACAAGUCAUUUCACAGGCCGAGGCCUUUGCUUUGGUUCUGGCAAGGAGAGCUUUCAAGGACCACCUGCAGUGCCGCAGAUGCGUGUUCUAUGUCGACAAUGAUGCGGCGCGCUAUGUAUGCAUUAAGGCGAGCAGUCCGAGCCGAACCCUCCUCUCCUUGGCCUGCUCCUUUUACGCCAGUGAGUCUCAUGACGGAGUCAUUUCAUGGCUGGAGCGUGUUCCUUCUGCGAGCAAUAUCGCUGAUCUCCCUAGCAGGGGAGAAUGCGCUGAGGCGGCAAAGCUGAUAGGAGGCAAGAUUGUCGACUGCAGUCAGAUUGCAUCGGACCUGACUUCGGAAAUUUUGUCCGUGGAUGAUCUUCCGUGGAGCCUUCUCGCUACGUCCUACAAGGACAAAGCACCUCCGAUCUUCUUGUGA
Symbiodinium sp. CCMP2592 is the source of this 6687-nucleotide messenger RNA. The record is from the annotation of a GenBank genome assembly. NCBI's taxonomy places the organism in Eukaryota, Dinophyceae, Suessiales, Symbiodiniaceae.